Letharia lupina is the source of this 2913-nucleotide messenger RNA. RefSeq lists its product as uncharacterized. Gene Ontology annotation, molecular function: beta-glucosidase activity. Bases 1 to 2913 code for a protein of 970 amino acids. The record is from RefSeq and is a predicted model, not a curated record. Lineage: Eukaryota; Fungi; Ascomycota; Lecanoromycetes; Lecanorales; Parmeliaceae. Gene Ontology annotation, biological process: glucan catabolic process. The transcript has a single exon.
AUGACGCGUGCAGCAGAACUUGCCAGCAGCCGAGAAGGCCUCCUUGACCAUGAAGCUGCCAGGCCUUAUCGCCGUUCACUUGGUAGCGACCGUUCCUCAUCCGAGCUGGAUCUUGACGAGCUACCACCGCCGCGGUCAAGAGGUGGAUGGUCACCAUCACCAUCAAGAGGAAAGAAAAGCAAUAAGGAAAAGGAAAAGGGAUACCCGGGACUGCCCAAGGCAAAGAGGAAGGGAGGAUUGCUCCGGAAGACAACAUGUCUGCUGAUCAUGUCGAUACUGUUAGGGGGGCUGCUAGGUCUGAUAGCAAUGGCGAUAUGGGUAUGGAGAAAAGCCAUCCCGCUAGAUGGGCAGUCACCGCCCUGGUACCCGUCGCCAAAGGGGGGGACCCUAGCACCUUGGGAGGAAAGUUACAAGAAAGCGGCUGCUAUGGUCAGCAAGAUGUCACUACCCGAGAAGGUGAAUAUCACGACAGGGACUGGCUGGUCACAGGACUUGUGUGUUGGCAAUACUGCACCUGCGAACGGCGUGGGCUUCCCUCCGCUUUGUCUACAAGACGGACCCCUCGGUAUCCGUCUCGCAGACCACGCCACUGCUUGGCCAGCCGGUAUCACCGUCGGAGCCACAUGGAACAAAGACUUGAUCUACAAAAGAGGAAGAGCGCUAGGUCUUGAGCAUCGGCUAAAAGGCGUGAAUGUGUUGCUGGGGCCCUCGAUGGGACCACUAGGACGAAUGCCCGCUGGCGGGAGAAAUUGGGAAGGCUUUGGUUCGGACCCCGUGCUGCAAGGCAUUGCGUCUGCCCAGACUAUCAAGGGUAUCCAAGAUGAAGGAGUAAUGGCCACGGCAAAACACUACGUCGCGAACGAGCAGGAGCAUUUCCGACAGGCUAACGAGUGGUUGACGCCGCACGCCAUAUCCUCCAACAUUGAUGACCGAGCUUUGCACGAAGUAUACUUGUGGCCCUUUGCCGACAGCAUUAGAGUUGGUGUUGCAAGCGUAAUGUGCAGCUACAAUAUGGUCAACAAUUCUUAUGCUUGUGGGAACAGCAAGCUGUUGAACGGCAUACUAAAGGAUGAACUGGGCUUCCAAGGGUUCGUGCAGUCCGAUUGGUUAGCUCAACGAAGCGGAGUAGCCAGUGCCUUAGCCGGUCUUGAUAUGACGAUGCCUGGAGAUGGUCUCUAUUGGAUGGACGGAGAUUCUUUAUUUGGUCCCCACCUCACUCGAUCGGUUCUCAACGGCUCUUUGCCCGUUGAGAGGUUGGAUGACAUGGCUACACGUGUUGUGGCUGCCUGGUAUCAACUCGGCCAAGACGACAAGGCCCGCUGGCCGAAUCUUCCUCCUGAAGGUGAUGGUAGACCAAACUUCUCAUCUUGGACAAAUGACAAGGUCGGAAAGAUCCACCCUGGUAGCGAUGAUCCCACGACAGCGGUGGUCAAUCAAUUCAUCGAUGUUCAGGGGCAAGGCAAGGACUUUCACGGGCGUCUGGCUCAACAAGUCGCCGCCGAGGGCACUAUCCUCGUCAAGAAUGAGAACAACGUCUUGCCACUAGAUCCUAAAGGCUGGACUGACCAGUAUCAGCCCCACGGUACUGGUAAGUACAAGGUCGGAGUCUUCGGCGAAGACGCAGGAUCUAAUCCAAAUGGGCCUAAUGAUUGUCCCGACCGGGCCUGUAAUGUCGGUACUCUAGCUUCGGGGUGGGGCAGCGGUGCCGUGGAAUUCCCAUAUCUAGUUCCACCAAUCGAAGCAUUGGAAUCCACCUUCGACCUUGGCUCUGUUGAUAUUACGGCGACAUUGACAAAUGACCUGCCCAAGAAUUGGCACUCCGGUCAAGACCUUUGUUUAGUGUUUAUCAAUUCAGAUGCAGGUGAAGGCUACAUCCAAUGGAACGGGAUCACGGACAGAAAUGACCUGUACCCUCAAAAAGGUGGAGAUGAACUUGUCAAGAAGGUCGCCACAGAGUGCUUGCAAACGGUUGUGGUUGUCCAUGCCGUCGGCCCUGUCGUUCUCGAACGUUGGAUCGAUCUUCCCAAUGUCAAAGCUGUCAUCCUUGCCAAUCUUCCCGGCGAAGAAAGCGGUAACGCCAUUGCCGACGUUCUGUUUGGCCGAGUGGACGCGAGUGGACGACUACCCUACACUGUGGGUAAAUCCAUGUCCGAGUACGGCCCUGGCGGACAGGUCAUGUACAAACCCAAUGGUCUCGCACCUCAGCAAGACUUUAAAGAAGGCCUGCUCAUUGACUACCGACAUUUCGACAAACAGUCCAUCACCCCACGCUACGAAUUCGGCUUCGGCCUCUCAUACACUACUUUUACAUUCUCAAACCUCGCUCUCACAACGCUGAAACCCAAAUCGCCCUUCCCUUCGCCGCGCCCUGAGGGAACAAUUCUACCUCCCACAUAUUCAACCGACAUCCCUGACCCAUCAUCUGCACUGUUCCCAAAAAUCUUCUGGAAGCUGCACAAACGCAUAUACCCCUACAUUGACUCUACUAAAGAAAUCAAAACCGGCUCUUACCCCUAUCCGACUGGUUACAACGACCAGCAAGUCCCGUCUCCCGCUGGCGGUGGCGAAGGCGGUAAUCCUUCCCUUUAUGAAGAACAUAUCUUAGUCUCGAUCGACUUGAAGAACACGGGCCCCCGCACGGGAAAGCAAGUCGUGCAGGUCUACGUCUCGUUCCCUGAAGAUGUGAUCGACUCUAGCACGGGAAGCAAAAUCGAGUUUCCCGUGAGAGUACUCAGGGGCUUUGAGAAAGUGGAGCUCGCUGCAGGAGACACGACGAGAGUGGAAGUCCGCCUAACAAGAAGGGACUUGAGCUAUUGGAGCGUCGGCUACCAGAAUUGGGUUAUUCCCGACGGUGAUAUUGUCGUCGCAGUUGGGGCGAGUUCGAGAGAUUUGCCGUUGAGCGGGACUUGGUAG